Messenger RNA from Aureobasidium pullulans EXF-150, 1450 nucleotides. RefSeq lists its product as uncharacterized. NCBI's taxonomy places the organism in Eukaryota, Fungi, Ascomycota, Dothideomycetes, Dothideales, Saccotheciaceae. The record is from RefSeq and is a predicted model, not a curated record. The coding region runs from base 221 to 1048 and encodes 275 amino acids. The transcript has 2 exons.
CAAGAAAGAGCUUUGCGAGUUCCUUCCAGUCUUAUAGCUUACUGUUGGCUUCGCCAAUUGGUCAUACUUCGUCAACUUGGAAUCAUCUCUACGUGAGUUGCAUCCAGGUACAGCAAGAGGAAGCGCACUGAUCUGGCCAAUGAAACCAAGGAUACUGGUCACAUCCCGCCUAGGGCCAGCAUGAAUUGCGAAAGCGCAUAGUCAUGACACUCACGACAUUAUGACUGCUCUCGUGUCGUUCUCAACUAUGGACGUUCUAGAGUCGUGGGUGUCUGUCUUGAAUCAGGGUCUAAAUUUAGGAGGAGCUCACAGGAAGAACCUCGGCAGAAUUCGGGACAUUUUGGAGCGCGUCCGCAUCGAUUAUCUUGUGUUACCUCUCUUGCAUCUUGCAAUCUUCCACCUUCUUCACUACACGCUUUACACAAUGCUUUCCCUUCUUCGAAACGGCACGUUUGAUCCAAUCAGAUCACUGGUUCUCGAGAACCAUACUUCACGCCUGUUUUCUUGCGGCCGGAUUCAUUGCCAGACUAAAGACGCCUAUCGCCAAUGGUACAAACAAAAAGGACUAGAAGACCCCGAAUGGCGAAGACGUCGAUCGGAGUUCUCUAGUGAAUGGGUUAAGAAGAAGAGGGCCACAGACGAGGAAUAUCGUUUGAAGCACAUGCAAGGCCUACGAGACAUGCAACUGGACGAGCUAUAUGUUGAACGUAAUCGCCAGCGGUCAAAAUUCUAUGGUUGGGUUACAAAGUAUAGGUGGAUCCGCGAGCACCUCCCUUGGAAGUCUCAUAUACCUGUUAUCUACCCGCAGCGGGUUGAGCAUCAUUGCACCAGCUGUGAAUUCACAAGGGUCAGAGGUGCCCGACUAUGGUUUCGCUCUAAGCCUCCGAAAACUCACAACACGGAGGAGUACCUCUGUUACAAAUGCUACACGAGCAAUGGGUGGGCAGCGUCCAUGCCUCAGGGUUAUGAAGACGUUAGGACACUGAAGGAUCUAGUCGCACGAAAGAAGCAGCUCGAUGGCGUUGAUCCAUUGGAUCUGCCCAAAUGAAGGUAGCAAGUACUAUGGAGUGAGAGGCGUGCUGAAAAAUCAGACCUUCAGACCUCCCUUGUACCGUUCAGAGCAAGGUUGCAUUCUCACGACUUCCAGAAAGAUCGAGCUAACCUUCGACAACUAUUACGCCUGGAAGCGCAAUACUCGAGCCCGAAAUUGGGAGGACCACCCUCCCCAUGUGCUAAAUUUUGUCACUCUUAGCCAUCUCUAGUGACCGCAACCAAGACCAUCCGGGCUGUAACAAUGCACAAUGCUUUUCAGACCAGUGCAUCCCUUCGCUAGGAAGCGCUGACAAUCACACUCUUAGUUGAGUGUUACACUAAUCUUGGAAACAUGGUGCAUUUCUACAGCAUGCGCGUGACAAAGUUCUGCACACGGGGAGGACAGGUCUCUUGUCAU